Ictalurus punctatus (channel catfish) is the source of this 1365-nucleotide messenger RNA. RefSeq names its product Ig heavy chain Mem5-like. The record is from RefSeq and is a predicted model, not a curated record. Gene Ontology annotation, cellular component: MHC class II protein complex. Gene Ontology annotation, biological process: immunoglobulin production involved in immunoglobulin-mediated immune response; peptide antigen assembly with MHC class II protein complex; positive regulation of T cell activation. The transcript is spliced from 4 exons. The coding region runs from base 501 to 1223 and encodes 240 amino acids. Lineage: Eukaryota; Metazoa; Chordata; Actinopteri; Siluriformes; Ictaluridae. Gene Ontology annotation, molecular function: MHC class II protein complex binding.
GAGAUUUUCCCCAAGAGACGACUCCGAGUCCUAAUCAGUGUGUGGACGUCGUCUCUCACUCAGGAUACACCUGCUGACCCCCGAUCUGUCAUUUCAGCUCCAUGUAAAUGAUGUGGUUUCUCUCUUUCACUUCUCUCUGAGCGGAAGAAUGACGAACUCUGUACGUUAAUGCGUUCAAAAUAAAUCCCUCUAAAAUGUAUUUGAGUGAAACUGAGUGAAGCUGUAGGAUUCCACAGAUGAUAGAAAUACUGAAAUAGAUACAGCAUGAUAACUUUGACUGUAAAUAACUCGGUGUAAAGAUGUAAAGAUGUAAAGACGUGGACUCUGUAGCACAUGACAGUAAUGUAGUGGGUCAGCUGUGGUGUGUGUUGUUGAGCGUCUCCUCCCUCUGCCCCUCCUCCUGUCUCUCUUAUAGCACGUCCCUGCAGUCUCUCCUUUAUCUGCUCCUCACGCUGCUCGUCUCUUCACUCGGCACGAGAGUCCCAUCACACACGGACACCAUGCUGCCAGCGCUCUGCUCUCUCCUCACUGCUCUCUCAUGUGUCAGUGGUGUGACUGUGUUGACUCAGAAGCCUCCUGUUCUCACGCUGACUCGAGGACAGACGGCCACCAUGGACUGUAAUCUGGGGACUGUCACUGGUAGUGCUGCACGCUGGUACAAACAGGUUCCUGGAGGAGUUCCUCAGCAUGUGUUAAGAAAUUAUCAUGGCUGGAGCGCUCCUUCCUAUGGAUCUGGUUUCUCGUCUCCUAAAUUCACAUCAACAUCCUCCUCUGAAUCAGAUUACAAACUGAUUAUCAGUAAUGUGGAGGUGGGAGACUCGGCAGUGUAUUACUGUCAGACAUGGGACGACUCUGCUAAAGAGUGGGUAUUCGGCCAAGGAACAAAGCUGAUCGUCAGCGACGCUGCUCUCCCGGAUCCUGUUCUGACCGUUCUCCCUCCGUCCAGUGAAGAGCUGAAGUCUAACAAAGCCACUCUAGUGUGUUUGGCCAGCGACCUGGCCAGUGGUUUUGCUGAUGUGCGUUGGCUCGUGAACGAGAACUCGGUCACCAGUGGAGUCAUCACCGGCUCUGCACAGCAGCAAGCCAAUAAGAAAUUCACACUGAGCAGCUAUUUGACCAUCGACAGCUGCGAUUGGGAAAACGAUAAAGUCAUCACAUGUGAAGUGUCUGCUGGAGGAAAAGCCGCGUUGGUGAAGAUCAAGAAGUCCGAAUGCAGCGAAUGAACCCGAUUACAGCUUUAUAUAUAUAUGAAUUUUUCAGCAAAGGCUUAUAGAUGUUAAAGAUGAAUCUGUAGAGAAAGAAAGAAUAUCAACUCCUGCAUGUAACUAAAAUAGAAUUUGAAUAAAAUUGCAAUUCUGAAAAAGA